Messenger RNA from Aedes aegypti (yellow fever mosquito), 995 nucleotides. RefSeq names its product activating signal cointegrator 1 complex subunit 2. Gene Ontology annotation, molecular function: ubiquitin binding. Bases 202 to 885 code for a protein of 227 amino acids. Lineage: Eukaryota; Metazoa; Arthropoda; Insecta; Diptera; Culicidae. Gene Ontology annotation, biological process: regulation of DNA-templated transcription. The record is from RefSeq and is a predicted model, not a curated record. The transcript is spliced from 4 exons.
UGUACAAUUUGACAGCGCUUCCGGAAUCAGCUGAUGUUGACAAAUAAUCUACGUUGCGAAAUCCAAAAAAAAGCUUGCGAAUUAUUUUUGUGCUAGCGUUUUUUUUAUGAAAAAUCGGUGAUAUUUGUACACAUUUGCAACGAAAAUCAAUGCAGUAAACUCCUAACUUAGUGAACUAGCUGGUGGCAGAAAUUAUCGAUCAUGGUUUUCGUAACAUUCGAGAACGAGAAAAACCUCCCGCUGAACGAGUUGCUGCUCUCGUUCGACGAAGACGGAGUGAAACGGAAGGUGCCUGCCCUGCACGAGAAAUGGAAGGAAUCGCGUUGCUUCACCCGGUACGCCGCUUUCCCCAUGCGAAACGGCCUAGUGGAGGAAGGUGCCCCGCUGGAUCAGUGGGCCAGCGAAACCGAGUGGUUCGUCAAGGAUUUGGAGUGGCUGCUCGGGCUGGAGCACUUCCGAUUUUGGUCUACUUUAGUGCACAAUCAAGGAGCAAUCGAGGCCAUCAUCUCGUUCACCCAAAAUGCCGUUCCGUACUACCUGAUUGGAGUGGUCCGCUCGUCGGCUAAGGUGUUCCCUUUGUAUUCGGCCGCACAUCGGAGCACCCUACAGGUCAUCUGCCGGAUGAUAACACAAAAGGAAUCGGACCGCUGCUGGAUCGGGCGGGAGUUCCUUGGAGAGCUGCUCUACAAGCACUUCCUGGUAUCGAUUCCGUUGAUUUUCGACCUGCUGCCGGUCUACGGUCGGGACAAUAAGGCCGUUCUAGGGUUGAUGCUUCAGACGAUCUUCAAACUACAGCCAAAGUACCACCAGGACUUGCGCGUCGGAUUGCAGUACCUGCAGAGUGUAAGUAUUGCUCAAAGGUCUACAUUUAGACUAGAUAUUUGAGGACAAAAUUCUGGAAGUACAGCUAUCCACCGAUGUAGGACGAUAAUGUUAUCGCGUAAACGAAAACAGCGUAGAUGGAGACCUGCAUGGCUGGUAGAGUGUCUGUUUUU